Messenger RNA from Penicillium daleae, 2226 nucleotides. Its product is annotated as putative chromatin remodeling complex subunit (Rsc9). NCBI's taxonomy places the organism in Eukaryota, Fungi, Ascomycota, Eurotiomycetes, Eurotiales, Aspergillaceae. The coding region runs from base 1 to 2226 and encodes 741 amino acids. Gene Ontology annotation, molecular function: DNA binding. Gene Ontology annotation, biological process: regulation of DNA-templated transcription. The transcript is spliced from 3 exons. The record is from RefSeq and is a predicted model, not a curated record.
AUGUCGGCAUCCACACCCCAGAGAACCUCUCUACGCCAGGGCCUGCGCCAGGCGCCGAAAGUAAACCAACCGUUCGUCCCGGACACGACGCCCGCUCGUCGCUCGCAUCAUCAGAGCUUCAGCUCUCCUCAGCCGUCGAUGUCGCCUCAUGCGCCCCUCAAUCCGGCAGCUAAUCCCCAGAGCGCGUCUUUUGCUGUCGAAAGCUGGGAGGGGAAAGCCCAUACACAACUACCGAUGUCAACGCGCGAAGUACCUACACCAGGUAACCGACCCGCUCUAUUCGCCAGUCUAUAUGACCGCACAAAAUUCGCCAAGCAGCCUGAUUUUUAUGACCCAUACUUUCCUCUGAGAUUUUUGGAAGUCCCGCGCACGGAUCACAUUUACAAGCGUGCCCACUAUGGUCUUCAAUCUGGUAUCCCUGACGAAAUCGAUUUUGCGUUGUACCAUCUGGUUCAGAUCUCGAACCAGCGGUGGGAUAAGUUUAAAUUCGAGGGAUUCCCCCUACUUGCCGAGUCACUCAUGCAGAAAGCUUUGGAAAUCACGCAUCUCUGCACUGGAGUGCGUUGGGAGUUUGAAUAUGACCCUCGACAACGGUCUGGUCGUGUCAAUGUACUCAACUCGCUUCAUGGUACACGGGAUAUCCUCGACAAGAUUCGGAAGAUCCCCACAAACAUCCCGACGGACACACUUGAGACGAAGGAGUUUAAUCACUCGCUUCGGAAUAUCAAGGAGGCUACACUGGUGUUGAGAAACAUGGUACUGCUCAAGGAAAACGCCUUCUACAUCUCUCGCUAUGCAAGUGGCCUUCUUAGAGACUUCCUGGUUAUUAUGAUGAAUGUGCCAAAUCAACCGCGUCUAAACGAAAUCAAGAACGACGCUCUCGACAUUGCUGAGGAAGUCACCAAGUUCAUGAGGACCGACCCUGAGGAUCCCCUCUGGAUUUCUCUGGUCAAUUGUCUGGAAUCACCCGAUCGUGCGCAUAUUGUGAGAGCUCUCUGGGCAUUAACUCACUUCUCGACCGAGUUGCAUGAGGCCGAUGCGAACCGAGCUAUGGAGAGUCUGUCGAAGCCAGCCCUACAACAACUGUACUACCACACACUUCUUGACCUCGAUAAAGACAUUUUGAGUGGUGCGCUGGACUUCUGGUACCAGUACACUCUCAGUCAUGACAACAUCGAGACUUUGAUGGAUGUCGUCAACUUCCCGAUCGUCUUUGUGCCUCGUAUGGUCGCUCUUCUUACCUACGAGGCCCGAACGACAAAGAAAGAGACUGUUCUUCAAGAGGAAAAGGUCGCUCCACCGCCUACUGAUAUUCCUCGUGUGCCGCCAGAGCUAUUGGAGAAACUGAUGGAGCUUUCAGAACCGGAACGCAGCUCUCAAUGGCUGCGAUGCUGCUUCGUGGAAGAUGCAGAGUGUGAAAUCACACAGAUUGCUUUGUGGCAAGCCUACCAGAGCCGGUUCGCUGACCCCCGAGUCGCGGGUGGAGGUGUUCUUCCUGCUGCGGAGUUCAUCAAAAACGUGAGCAACACCUUCACCAAUGCACAGGCUCAGGUCAUCAACGGCCCCGGCACGGCCACAAAAUUCAUCAUCAAGGGAAUCAGGCCCCUGGAGACUGCCUACACUUUCCAGGGCUUCCCAUACUUGUACUGCAAAUGGGCAGACAACUCGAAGCCUUCUCAGAUGUGCCAGCGUGCAUUUGCAUCGCCUACUGAUCUCCGCAACCACGUGUUUGCGGACCACAUGAACCUGGAAACCACCGAGGCUCCCGGCCAGUUCAAGAUGGAAGCUGCUGAAACUCCCAUUCACACCUGUCAGUGGGACAGCUGCACGCGGUUCCGAUCCUCGGGACCCAGUACUAAUACUGCGAUGGUCGCCGGCCACGUUUCAUCUCAUUUGCCCGAGGACCGCCCCGCCGACGCUCAGCCACCCAGCACCAAGCGUCCGAUUCUUCAAGAGAGAAUCGUGCGCAAGUGGUACUAUAUGGACACACCGGUGAACGAGAAAGGCGAGGCUUAUGGAGCAGCGUACAAGGCUGCACUUGUACUGCGCAAUAUUGCCAGAGGACUUCCUCAACGGGUCGCUACGAAAUAUGGAGGGGUCUCAUGGAAGAAGGCAUGCUUCGUGAGCCAACGUCCGAAAAUUGUGGAGGUCUGGGAUCGGAAUCGUGCUCUCCGCAAGGAGUUGACUGAGCUUCUCAUGGUCAUCGAGAAAGAUGAUGACUACUGA